AUGAACAAGUCUCGGCAAAUAUCAGUAAAAAAAGUCAGCCCGUCAAUAUUUCUUGUCGACAUAGGAACAGGAUCAGGUGAGCGUUCUAGGCAGUUGGACCUAGGUGGCACUGGAGAACCAAGAACUUGUUACUGGAAUGAGACCGAUCGGGUCCAAGUACCAAUAGUGAGGACGCUCCCUGCUGAUGUCUCAAAUAUGGUACGUCGAAUGAGAGAGAAGCGGCGAACUGCAAGUCCCACAUGGAAGUACUUUGGUACUGCCAAACGUACUGCAAAAGCUGGGAUAUGCCCAAUCGCCAUUACGUUCAGCCCAGCAUCUGCGAACAGGGAUCGCCGCGGAGAUCUGGUAAGGAUCGGCACCGACGGCAAGGUGCGGUCAGUCUGCGAGUGUCUCUUGGCAGACGUACUGUGUAUCCACUGUCAGCAAGAGAAAAACAAAAAAGGCAAGGUUAUCAACCGGCUAAUCGGAAUCAGGAAAUUCGACGCGGAAACAACUCGUGGCACAAACGCGGCGAGCCCGGGGUGCGAUUUCACGGACGAUCUAGGCGAACGACCAGCCUAA
Pyricularia oryzae 70-15 is the source of this 561-nucleotide messenger RNA. RefSeq lists its product as uncharacterized. The coding region runs from base 1 to 561 and encodes 186 amino acids. The record is from RefSeq and is a predicted model, not a curated record. The transcript is spliced from 6 exons. Lineage: Eukaryota; Fungi; Ascomycota; Sordariomycetes; Magnaporthales; Pyriculariaceae.